UUUUUCAUAGUUGGCUCAUAAUAACUGCCUUCUUUUCAUCUAUGGUAUUACUUUUUUACUUUGUAUAUAAAUUUAUGAAAGUUCUAAGAUGCACUGAUUCAUGUAGCAGACAUUUCCUGAGCAUGAGCUAUACACCUUGCACCAUGCUAGGUAUUGGGGGAUUCAGAGGUGAAUGUGGGGUACAUGGUCACAGGGAGAAUAACAAUAAGCAAAGAUACUGAGAAAGUGACCUAGAUGCACACUGGUCAAAGAGCUUGCUUCACGAGAACGUUAAGGAAGAAUCACGCAAAGAAAUUUGGUACCUGUAUGUGGGUUAAAGAAACUGAAGGGCCCUGGUAAUGCAGUGAUAAUAAUAAAAAAAUAGCUACAUUAUUUUUGGAAAGUUAGAGUUCAAGUUUUGGGUUUGUGUUUUGGGCAGUGCUGUAAACAGUGAGAACUGACUGUGGGUUACGGGAUAGGAGUUGAGCAUUCUGGAAGUGUAAACCAGAUGGAAGUGCAGUGGCUGAUCCAGGUGCUGCAGUGGUGACAUCAGGGAGUUUGAAUCUUACCUCCUUAUUGCCAGCUACCUGCAGUGUCCACUGACCUGUUCAUAUAUAGUUUCCUCAGCCAUUCCCCCCGCUCCCCCCAAAAAAAUAUUAAACUGUAGGCUAUAUCUCUUGCUGGUGAAAAAUUCUUUCACCCACUUUUUUAUUACUGAAAGUAUAACUUUCCCAUAGGUCGAUGGCAUUCUCAAUCUAGGGUGGUUCUUUCUGAUUCUUAGUUUUAAAUUUUUCAUUUUUAGUGGUCUAGAAGAAUGAGAUAUUUGAAACUCUGUGAUGACUGUCAUGUAAUUUUAAUUUUUUCUCCUAGAAUUCUUGAUCUUAUUUUUUUUUUAUUAUGACGUUAACUUCUCACACCCUUGAGAGUAAGUGAUCAUCUUUACAGUGUGAAUAGGUAGUGUCUUUUGGUAAAUAAUUUUGUAGGGCUGGUUGUUUCAUCAGAUGUGGUCAGAAACUGUGUUUAAGGAAAUCUUGUAUAAUUCAGAUGUCUUAUCUAACAAUCUUUUUUUUUAAGAGAUUGUUUAUACUAGUUAAAAUUCUGUUGUAAAUAGUACUGUUGAAAUUCUUUCAGGUAAGAUGCACUUAAAGUAACACUACACUUCUCUUAAUUUUCAGGAAGUAUUUGGAUCGUGAGCUAUUACAGAACUCUAUUCUCAGGACCCAUUAUUUUAACAUUUUGGAGAAAAAUAUCCAGAAGAUGCCCGCUUGACUGAUGGAGUACCAGGGAAUCUGAAGACUCUAGAUGACAUCAGAGCUCCUUUUCAACAGCCUUCUCAGUUUCCUUUCUCAGAAAGCAGAGGCUCAAACUUUGGAGACAGACGAACGUUGAUACUUGCAUUUAAUGGAGAGCAAAAGAUGAAGAAGGAAAAGCAGUAUAUUCACUAAAGAUUACAUCUUGCUGCUACGGACCCUUGUGUUAAGGAAUUCUUCUGCUUAGGAGUUGAUCAGCUCUUCGGUCAGACUGCAUUGGAGUUUGCCUACCCUUUAUCUGGUCAUUGCCAGAAGAAAUCCCAGUCGGAAUGUAACAGUAGAUCUCUGUCUAUUUGCUAUGGAAGGUGAUAAACUGACACUCACUUGUUAAAGUUACGCUCACUCACCCACAGAAAACCAUUCUUUAAAGUGAAUAGAAGCCAAGCCCUUGUGAAUACUUCUAUUGAACAUGACUCAUGGAGAAGAGCUUGGCUCUGAUGUGCACCAGGAUUCUAUUGUUUUAACUUACCUAGAAGGAUUACUAAUGCAUCAGGCAGCUGGGGGAUCAGGUACUGCGGUCGACAAAAAGUCUGCUGGGCCUGAUGAAGAAGAUCAGAACUUUAACAUUUCUGGCAGUGUUUUACCUGCCUGUCAGAGUAAUGGUCCAGUUCGCAAUACGCAUACAUAUCAGGGAUCUGGCAUGCUACAUCUCAAAAAGGCCAGACUCUUGCAAUCUUCUGAGGACUGGAAUGCAGCGAAGCGGAAGAGGCUGUCUGAUUCCAUCGUAAAUUUAAACGUAAAGAAGGAGGCUUUGCUAGCUGGCAUGGUUGACAAUGUGCCUAAAGGCAAACAGGAUAGCACAUUACUGGCCUCUUUGCUUCAGUCAUUCAGCUCUAGGCUGCAGACUGUUGCUCUGUCGCAACAAAUUAGGCAGAGCCUUAAGGAGCAAGGGUAUGCUCUCAGUCAUGACUCUCUAAAAGUGGAGAAAGAUUUAAGGUGCUAUGGCGUUGCAUCAAGUCACUUAAAAACUUUGUUGAAGAAAAGUAAAGCUAAAGAUCAAAAGCCUGAUACCAAUCUUCCUGACGUGAGUAAAAACCUCAUCAGAGAUAGGUUUGUAGAGUCACCUCAUCCUGUUGGACAGAGUGGAACAAAGGUCAUGAGUGAACCCUUGUCAUGUGCUGCAAGAUUACAGGCUGUUGCAAGCAUGGUAGAGAAAAGGGCUAGCCCUGCCACUUCGCCUAAACCUAGUGUUGCUUGUAGCCAGUUAGCAUUACUCCUAUCAAGUGAAGCCCAUUUGCAGCAGUAUUCUCGGGAGCAUGCUUUAAAAACACAAAAUGCAAAUCAAGUGGCAAGUGAAAGACUUGCGGCGAUGGCUAGAUUACAGGAAAACGGCCAGAAGGAUGCUAGCAGUUUCCAGCUCUCAAAAGGAGUGUCAGGCCAUCUUAAUGACCAGGCAAGAACAUCGUCAAGCAAACCAGUCGCCAGCAAAAGUAGUGCUACAACAUUUCAGAGUCCAAUGGGUAUUGUCCCUUCUUCCCCCCAAAAUUCAGGCUAUAAGAACUCACUGGAGAGAAACAGUGUAAAACAAGCUGCUAGUAAUAGUUUGCUUUUACAUCUUCUUAAGAGCCAGACCAUACCUAAGCCAAUGACAGGACACAAUCAUAGUGAGAGAGGAGGCAUUUUUGAGGACAGCAGUACACCUACCACUAUCGAUGAAUAUUCUGAUAACAAUCCUAGUUUUACAGAUGAUAGCAGUGGUGAUGAAAGUUCUUAUUCCAACUGUGUUCCCAUAGACCUGUCUUGUAAACAUCGAAUCGAAAAGCCAGAAUCUGACCAACCCGUUUCUCUGGAUAACUUAACUGAAUCCUUGCUAAACACUUGGGAUCCAAAAGUCCCAGACGUAGAUAUCAAAGAAGAUCAAGAUACCUCAAAGAAUUCUAAACUAAAUUCACACCAGAAAGUAACACUUCUUCAGUUGCUACUGGGCCAUAAGAAUGAGGAAAGUGUGGAAAAAAACACCAGCUCUCAGGGAGUACACAGUGAUGUGACAAAGUUCAGUUCACAAAGUUAUACGAGGACUUCUGUAAUAGAAAGCCCCAGUACGAAUAGGACUACUACUCCACUGAGCACUCCACCAUUACUUACGCCAACCAAAGCAGAGUCCCCCAUCAAUCUUUCUCAGCAAUCUCUGGUCAUCAAGUGGAAUUCUCCACCCUAUGCCUGCAAUACUCAGUCUGAGAAGCUAAUGAAUACUGCCUCUAACCACUUGAUAGACCUUACAAAAAACAAAGAAUCUCAAGCAGAGAAACCGGUCCAAAAUGAAGGUGCACAAAACUCUGCAACUUUCAGUGCCAGUAAGCUGUUACAAAAUUUGGCACAGUGUGGGAUGCAGUCUUCCAUGUCGGUAGAAGAGCAGAGACCCAGUAAACAACUGUUAACUGUAAAAGCAGAUCAGCCCAUAGGUAUGAUCGAUAGAUUAAGUAGUCCUCGGCUCUCAAAUAAAACGAAUGCAGUUGAAGAAAAUAAAGCAUUCAGUAGUCAGCCAGCAGCUCCUGAACCAGGACUCUGUGGUUCUGAAAUAGAAAAUCUGCUUGAAAGACGUACCGUCCUCCAGUUGCUCCUGGGGAACCCCAACAAAGGCAAGAGUGAAAAGAAAGAGAAAAUUCCUUUAAGAGAUGAAAGUACUCAGGAACACACAGAUAGAGCUUUAAGUGAACAAAUAUUGAUGGUGAAAAUAAAAUCUGAGCCUUGUGAUGACUUACAUAGUCAUAAUACAAAUGUGCACUUGAGCCACGACGUGAAGGGUGGCCCAUUCUUAGGCAUGGCUCCUGCCACGCAGAGAAGCACGGCUGCCUUACCAGCCUCUGAGGACUUUAAGUCAGAGCUCGCUUCACCUCAGGAUUUUUCUUUCUCAAAGAAUGGUCUGUUAAGCCGAUUGCUGAGGCAAAAUCAAGAGAGUUACCUGACAGAUGAGCUGGGCAAGAGUCACAGAAACAGUGAACGGACACUUGUAGAAUCCAAGAAUCUUUGCAUGGUCCCUAAGAAAAGGAAGCUUUAUACUGAGCCUUUAGAAAAUCCAUUUAAAAAGACGAAAACUAACAUUGUUGAUGCUGCAAACAAUCACAGUGCUCCAGAGGUCCUGUAUGGGUCCUUGCUUAACCAGCAGGAGCUGAAAUUCAGCAGAAGUGAUCUUGAAUUUAAAUAUCCCACAGGUCAUGGCUCAGCCAAUGAAAGUGAACAGAGGAGUUGGACCAGAGACAGCAAAAGCUUCAAUGUUCUGAAGCAGCUGCUUCUCUCAGAAAACUGUGUGAGAGAUUUGUCUCAACACAGGAGUAACUCUGUGGUUGACAGUAAAAAGAAAGGACACAAAAAUAAUGUGACAAGUAGCAAACCUGAAUUCAGCAUUUCCUCUUUAAAUGGACUGAUGUACAAUUCCACUCCGCCCAACAGCUGCAUAGAUAACAGGACGUUCUCAUAUCCAGGGGUUGUAAAGACUCCUGUGAGUCCUCCUUUCCCUGAGCAUUUAGGCUGUGCAGGGUCGAGACCAGAAUCUGGGCUUUUGAAUGGUUGUUCGGUGCCCAGUGAGAAGGGGCCCAUAUAGUGGGUUAUCACAGAUGUGGAUAAGAAUGAAUAUGAAAAGGACUCCCCAAGACUGACCAAAACUAACCUAAUACUGUAUUACAUGCUCCAAAAAGUAGGCAAUUCUGUUACCAGUCGAGAAACACAGGACAAGGACGUUUGGAGGGGACCUUCAUGUGCCGAAUGUGUCUCACAGGUUACUGUCCAAGAAGAGUUACUUCCUGUUGCAGACACUAAAGCUUCUUUCUUUAAUUUAAGAAGCCCUUACAAUAGCCAUAGGGGAAAUAAUGCUUCUUGCCCACAGAGCGCAAAUGGAGAAGUAGUUUGUGGACUUCUGGGAAACGUGCUAACAAUAAAACAAGAAUCAGAAUAAAAUGUACCUGCUAUCCAGCUUUGGAUCUUUUUAAAACUAAUUAGUAUGAACUUGAGAUCUGUAUAAAUAAGAGCAUGAUUUGAGAAAAGCAUGGUAUAAUUGAAUCUUUUUAUUUUGAAAAGUAUUGGUUAUUGGUGAUGUUUAAAUAGGCAUACUACUUUUUUGCUUUACAUUAGAUGUCAUGAGGAAACUACUGAACUAGCAGUUGGUUGUUUUAACACUUCUGUAUGCAUCAGACAACAACUGUGAGUAGCCUAUGAAUGAAAUUAUGUUAUAAUCAUAGAUAAUGGACAUAAAUUAAAAUGUAACUCCAUCCAUAGUGGAUCACUGCAUUUUGCUGCCUUUCAUCCCGUCCCUUUGUUAGGGUACUUUAUUUUGCACUUUGGCAGUCAGUUCACUUUUUUUUUUUUUUUUUGAAGUCCAAACAAAUAACUAUAAGCGAUAAUUACUAAAUAAAAAACCUAGUGCUGAUUCACUUUCAUAUCCAAUUCAGUACUAAAUUAGGGAAAAAAUGCUUCCAUUUUUUCACUUUUGCUAAAAAAAAAAAAAAAAAAUUAUUUUUAA
This is a messenger RNA of Trichechus manatus latirostris (Florida manatee), 5745 nucleotides long. RefSeq names its product nuclear receptor interacting protein 1 (gene NRIP1). NCBI's taxonomy places the organism in Eukaryota, Metazoa, Chordata, Mammalia, Sirenia, Trichechidae. Bases 1699 to 4830 code for a protein of 1043 amino acids. Gene Ontology annotation, cellular component: nucleus. The transcript is spliced from 3 exons. Gene Ontology annotation, biological process: negative regulation of transcription by RNA polymerase II; circadian regulation of gene expression; cellular response to estradiol stimulus. The record is from RefSeq and is a predicted model, not a curated record. Gene Ontology annotation, molecular function: nuclear glucocorticoid receptor binding; transcription corepressor activity; signaling receptor binding.